Messenger RNA from Angiostrongylus costaricensis, 237 nucleotides. Lineage: Eukaryota; Metazoa; Nematoda; Chromadorea; Rhabditida; Metastrongylidae. The record is from the annotation of a GenBank genome assembly.
AUGCAGACUCGGAUCAUCGGAUCUGAGGAAGACGAAGACGUCGAAACGUUAGCCGGAAAUAAAUAUCAUUAUCAACCUGGUAAAUAUGUAAAGAAAAUCUUCUCGAACGAAUUCAUGAAGGUUAGGCGUUGUCACAAACGCACGGACGAUGUGAGUACGUUAGAGGACAAGGGCGAGUCAGUAGUGAAUCGCGCUAUUGGUUGCUUUGCUGCUCGUGGACUAUUUGAUAAAUCAUAG